Molecule: messenger RNA, 1494 nt
Organism: Paramecium octaurelia
Lineage: Eukaryota; Ciliophora; Oligohymenophorea; Peniculida; Parameciidae
Source: the annotation of a GenBank genome assembly
AUGAGAAUAUUGUAAAGUUGGAGUAACUUGUAAUGGAUAAACGAAGCAAUAGCCUGCAUUGGUUAAGUUCAAAAUACUUUAAAGAAUUGUUAAAAAAGAAAGGACAGUAGUAGCUAGAUAUGUAUUAAUUUGACUUCAUAAUCCAAAACUUUAAAUAACGAAAUUUCAUAUUCUACAAAAGGAUUGAGAAGGUUUUUAUUUAUAUAUUAAAUUAAUAUGGAAAAUUUAUUUUGCUAAGUUCAUCCUGAUAUUCCAUUUUUCGAUCUGAAAAAAUAUCAUUAGACAAAAUUAAUAGCAUCUUCGAAUAAUAGAGUGUACCUUUAUAAAUUUUUGAAUCAAGCUGUUGCUGUUAAAGAGGUUAUAUUACAAUAAUUGUGUAUUAAUUAAUAUUAUUUAGAGAAAAUGAACAAACAGAAAAACUAAAAAAACAAUAUCAAAUAUAGAAAGGAUAUAGCGAAACCAUCAUAUAAAUCUACGGAAUGGCUAUGCAACAAUAAUAAAGAUUUUCAGGAAAAUUUUAAACAAGUAUACAUAUUAAUAAAUAAAUAGUUAUAUUCAUUUGUAUGGAAUAUAUGCAAUAUUGCUUGUAAGAUCAUAUUGAAUUGAUUAGAAAGGAAUAAUUACCAAUCAAUAAAAAUUCUCUUGCAAGCUUAUUAAAAUCUACAGUUUAAACUCAUGCUUAUUUAUAAUCUAUUCAUUUGUGUCAUGGAGAUAUAAAGCCUUAAAAUAUCUUGAUUAAUGAUAGAAGUAAUCCAACCCAAUUUAAAACUUGUGAUUUUGAUAAUAUGAUUUAGCUUGUUCAUUCUAAAUUAUAGCCUUGCAUAUUUUCAACCAAAUAAUACCAUGCACCAGAAAUCUAGUAAGCGAUAAAAGAGGGUUUGGAGUCAUUUAAUUAUAAUCCAUACAAAGCAUAAGUUUAUAGUUUGGGCCUAUGUUUGAUUUAAAUGCAUCCUCAAAUAGAUUUUCUUAAAAUUAAUCAUAUCACUUUUAUGCUUAUUGAAUAAGUUUAUGGUUUUUAAAUUUAGAUUUUGAUUUAAAAAAUGCUAGAUCCAAUAAAUUAUAAUAGACCUGACUUUUUUGAAGCAUUGUCAUAUUUAAACAAGAAUUCUAUAGCUAACAUAUCAACAGAAUAAUUAGAAUAUUAAGGAAAUGAAAUAUUAAAAAGUUAGAAUUCAUAUUUUCGAAACACUCCAGAUAUGUUUGAUACGUUAAGAAGAGAAUCAAAAUAUCCGAACUAAUUAUAUGAUAGCGUUGAUACAACGUCUGAUUUUCUAAUAUUGGGUUAAGUGAAUUUGUCAAAUGAAGAAGAAACUAAUUUUUCUGAUGAUCAUAUAACAUCAAAAGUUGCAACAAGUAAAUAAAUUAACUAUAUUAGGAAGAACUUAGAAAUACUUUUGUAAUUCCAAAUAUAUAACUAAAACCAAUAUUAUGAUUUUUUGUUCAAUUUUACUUUUACUAGUAUUGUUUAUCCUUUUAUUAAUGUAUCUAAUGUGA